Phasianus colchicus (ring-necked pheasant) is the source of this 2075-nucleotide messenger RNA. Lineage: Eukaryota; Metazoa; Chordata; Aves; Galliformes; Phasianidae. The record is from RefSeq and is a predicted model, not a curated record.
CUGUGGGAUGAGAGGGUGAGAGCGAGCUGCCCUGGGCUCCCACAGUCUCCUCUUGAUGUCUGUUUGCAGCGUGCUGCCGCUCUGUCCAGGCAGCUCCUGCAUUACGGAGACAGCGGAUCCCUGCGAAGCAGCUCAUGCAGCCCAGCGCAGCCCAGUCCGGCACUCCCUGCAACGGAAGGCUCUGAGAGAGCGCUGCAGGUAGCGAUCCCGGCUGUGCCGCGCUGCAGAGAGCGCGGACAGGAUCUGCGCAAAUCCUGCGUGCGGAUCGAUACCUGCAGAGCCUUCGGGGAGCCUUUCUUUUCCCAUUUCUGCCGGCUCCCUCAGCACCCCGACAGGGACCGAGGCCGAUCCCGAUCGCAGCUCUGUCUCUGCGGUCCCGCAGAUAUUCCGGAACGCGUGGCGCUACGGGACGAAUCGGACUGUUCGGGGUCCGCCUUCCAGAAGGAAACGGGGCGGGCAGGGCUGCGCGGAAAGCCUGGAGGGCAGCGAGGACUCGCAUCCGCCUCAGCGGUUCGACGAGACACGCACUUGGGUUCCACGUCUUCCAGCGCAGCCCAAGCGACAGCGGGUGGAGAGGAGGUGGAGGAAGACCGACGGUUUUCUGUCGGCAGAGGUGACGGGAGCAGCGGCCAAGCCAGUUCUCCGGGCCGAGUAAGUGUGCGUGGGCUCCGCCCGCAGACUCCGCAGCUCGGCUACGGCCGCAGCCCGGGCCGAGGGGACGCGCGGCACCAGGGGUUGGGGGAAAGAGGCGGAGAGGGCCUCGGCGGAGCCGCGGGGAUCGAUCCCUUUCUCCUCCCGUCGCAGCCCCUCUUCCCCGCGAGCAGUUCAGGUUUUGAGAAGACCGGUGCCGCCCUUAAGCCGGCAGAAGGCUUUCGCCGGCGCUGCCGCCAGAAACGGGUGGGGAGUAAGAGCAGGAGCGGCGGCCACCCCCGGAAGCUCCGCGGGCAGCGGAUCUUCACUGUUAUCAAUUGAAUAAUGGACAAAACGUCAAGAAGCCAAUAAUUGAAUUUAUUGAUUAUAACGAGCAAAGAACAAAGAGGCAAUGCAGCUCUGGGCGACAGAGGACUCUACGUUCCACCAACUGCCGCAAGGUUUGGAUCGGCACGCGGUCCUUUUGUGUCCUAUUGUGGUGUACUCUGCACAUGAUCCCGUUGUUACUAGGGGGUCUUAUUCUGCCUCCUGGCGGCCGCGCGGACCGAAGCAAGCAGUUUUCCUCUGUAUCCCCCCCCCCGACGCCUUCUGGUGAUUUCCAUCCAUGGCACGUCACUCGCACUGGCGAAUCCCAUUGGCCGCUGUGCACUCGCUAACCCCCAAUCAUACCCGUGCAAGUUCCCUGCCUGCGCGAGGAAACAUGAAAGCAAACAAGCCACUCGGCAGGGAAGUGGGGGAACAAACACAAGGGGAGGGAGCAAAGAUCGACCAUGUUGCUUUGCCCAUCAGCCCUGGACAAACAUUCCUCCUCUUUGACACUCACGGCCCGAGUCUCGCCCGCAGCGCUCGGCCGUCGCGGUCCGUAUGCUGCUCCCGUCGCGCGGUGGUGCUGCCCGGCGGGGAAGGUGCUGGGAACGGCGGCGGCGGAGCUGUCGGCAAGGGAGCCGAGAAGCAGCCCGACAGCGGAAAGCCUCUGAAUGGGGAGUGAAGAGCCGUGGCGCCGCUCCCGAGCAGAAUGCUGGUGUCGUGUCAUUCGUCAUCUGUAACCGUGAGGAAGCCGGAGCUCUGAGAGGAAUCGGGGCUGCAACGAGAGCAUUUCCCAAGUCCCGGGAUGCCUGCGCUGUCCCGAGUGCGGUUCCUGCGAUGAUCUCUGCCUCUGGGUGCAGUCACACAGCUACCUCCAGCAACAGGAGCUCCAUGGGAACGGGAGGGCACCUGGAAGGCCUCACCUUUCCUCAAAUGGCCCGGGAGUGCACGUGUCUGCAGCAGGGACCUUAGGUGGGCAUGUUUGUAAUUGAAGCCAGGGAGUUUUGUACCACAUCUUACACUGGCAACCCCAAGAUUAGUGUUCUUCCUCUGAAAAAGGAAAUUACAUUGGUUUUACUGACAGCAUCAAGACCACAUUAAAUUUCACUGGAACAGCU